CGGAAACACGCCCGCUGAGCGUGUCCGUGGCCUUUGUUUUAUAACACGUUAGUUAUACUAAAAUAUACUUAACGUGAAUACAGCAGAUAACGUGUGUGGGGCGUUCUUCAUGGGUUUAUUUCAGAACUGGCAUUAGCGAAAAUUCAACGUUCGUUUUGAGAUUUUUAGUUGCAUCGGAAUUACGACUACACACGAAUUAUAAUAAGGUUUAUUCUUAUGCGUGCCCCGGACUUCGUGAGACCUUUUUUGUAGAUGGCUAAAAUAGAAAAAAUCGAGUCGAAAGUGAAAAAGGAAUGUGAUUUUAUCCCACCAGAUGGGGGGUGGGGUUGGAUGAUAAUAUUUGCAGCUGGUCUUUCAAACUUGUCAGCGUUGCCCUUCAUACAACAGUUCGGGCUCCUCUUCAGAGACAAGUUCGAACGCCUGGGUAUCUCCAGCUCGGAAACUACCACUAUUAUCAAUAUACACUCCGCUAUGAACUCUUUCGUCGGGUUAGCAAAUGGACCUGUAUUCAGAACAUUCACUUAUAGGCAAGUGUCACUGGCUGGUGCUACGGUUGUAGUCAUAUCUCUUAUGCUGUGCACAUUCUCCUACAACUUCAUCACUUAUCUUUUGACUUUCUCAAUUUUGUACGGGGCUGGAUACGGUAUAAGCAGCUCUGCUAAUGCUUUAGCUUUAAAUACUUAUUGGAAAAACAGAAGACGAUUAGCAACGAGUUUAUCAUGGACAACUACAGGACUAGGUCCAAUGUUAUGGCCCCAUAUUAUCACAUUAUUAAUGGCUUCCUUUGGAGAAACUGGAACGAUAUUAAUAAUAAGUGGAAUAUCACUUCAUGCUAUAGCAUGCGCACUUUUACUCCAACCCGUCGAAUGGCAUAGCAAAUCUGCAGAACAAAAAGAAGAAGAAGAACAUAAAUUACUCCUUAAAAAUAAAGAAUACAAUAAAUCCGAGAACAAAAACAAAGAUCACAAAAAUAAUUUAGACAGUGGUUAUUUUAGUCGAAUGUCAAAAUUUAAAAAUUUUAGUGCUUAUUCAAGUCAAUAUUUAUAUAAUGAAGAUGAUCCAAUAACACCUGGCUAUGAAAUCACUGACCCAGGCACUCCUAUGAUGCUACGAGCUAAUGACGGAUAUUUUAGCCAAACUCGUCAACCUCGGAGUAAAGCCCCUUCCAGAGAAACGUCAGCUAAAACUUCAAGAAUGAAUUCAAAUAAACCUUCUACGACAAACCUAAAUGAAAUUCGCUCACAAAAAUCUUCAACUUUAAAUUUAAAUGAUUCUAAACAAAAUUCAUAUGUAAAUCUUGGUGCUUUAGAUCAAGAAAAUAAAAGUAAACCAAAACGAAAAUUAUCUACAACACUUCGUGCACAAAUUCCGGAAUCGGAAAUAGAAGACUGUCCUACACUUAAAGCACCACAUGACUUAAAAGCUGAUGAAAAAGAGGUUGUAGAAAAAAUUGAUCCGAUGAUUGCAAAAGAUAUUGCAGAGAAAGCAGAAAAACAAAUAACUAAGAGUAAAAGUAUGAAAUCAUUUAAAACGGAUGGUCAAUACGGUGAUAAAUUAAUAAAAGGCAAUCAAAGUAGCAUAUCGUUAGCUAAUCAAGACGAUUACGAAGAAAGUAAAUAUUUAAAAGAUAAUCAUAGUAAUCAAUCAUAUAGAACAAGAAACAGAUUAAAGUCAAAUAAUUUUAAUUAUGAGAGUGAAGUGUUGAAACAAGCUUCAAUGAAGUUGGAGCAGUAUUUGAAAGAAAAUGAAGAUGAAAAUCAAGGCAAAAUAACAAUACUUAUAAACUACAACAAGGAUGUCGACAAUGAUGAUGUAUUUGAAGACAACAAAGAAAAUACUGAUAAAGAAGGGAAAGAAUUGACAUUUUGCGAAAAAAUAUACAUAUUCUUUGAUCUAGAUCUUUUAAAAGAUUUUACAUUUAUAAAUUUAAUGUUGGGAAUGACUCUGGCCAGUUUUGCUGAAAUGAAUUUUUCAAUUUUGACACCAUUCAUACUUGGAGAUUAUGGGUUUACAAAACCUGAAGUGGCUUUUUUCAUGUCAUUAUUAGGAGGUAUAGAUAUAUGUGUAAGAUUUUGUAUUCCUUUCAUCGCUGGAAAAGUCGGAUGGGACAACAAUUCAUUUUUCCUUUUUGGAGUAUUAACCAUGGCUAUGGGAAGAGUAGUUUUAGCCUACAAUCAGAAUUACAGCAUGGCUCUUCUAAUCGCAGUUAUAAUAGGUUUCGGGAAAGGUCUGAGGACAGUCUUCGUGGCGUUGGUGAUCCCCACUCACGUGCCUCUCCACAAGUUACCAGGAGCCUCGGGUUUACAGCUCUUGACCAAUGGCGUUGUAUGUGUAGCUCUGGGACCAGUUGUCGGUUGGAUCAAAGAUCAUACAUCAACAGGUGUGCUGUUGCACAGUUUGAAUAUCCUGACGUACAUAACAGCUAUUUCUUGGGGCAUAGAGAAAUUCAUGCGAGCGAGGCAACGAAAGGCCCUUAAUGAAGAAUUCGCAGAUCCGUGAUAUGAAUACUGUGGAAAUGGUCGUUACGGGUAUAAUGCAUAGCUUUAAAUUUUAUAUACUUGUAUCACAGAAAUUAUUCCAAGUGAAAAAGAGAGAGAAUUGAAGAUACUUUAGCAGUGUUUUGUAACAAUCAACAGUAUUAUAGAUGAACAAUAAAAAUAUAAAAUAAUUACGGAAAAUAAUACUUUUUAUUAAA
This is a messenger RNA of Plodia interpunctella (Indianmeal moth), 2695 nucleotides long. RefSeq lists its product as uncharacterized. NCBI's taxonomy places the organism in Eukaryota, Metazoa, Arthropoda, Insecta, Lepidoptera, Pyralidae. The record is from RefSeq and is a predicted model, not a curated record. Gene Ontology annotation, biological process: transmembrane transport. Gene Ontology annotation, cellular component: membrane. Gene Ontology annotation, molecular function: monocarboxylic acid transmembrane transporter activity. The transcript has 8 exons. Bases 253 to 2499 code for a protein of 748 amino acids.